AUGCGGGAGGUGCAGGACUGGGCAGCGAGUCGUGCUGUGACCUGCGUGAGCCAGGGGUCAAUCUAUCGAGAGUUUACGCCAACAGUGCAUAUGGAGGUGACGAGCAUGGUGUGGGACUGGUUCCAGCGCGAGGGCUUCAUCGGGCAGAUCAGCGACAUCCGCGUCCAGAACCUCCAAGUGGAGAGGGAAAAUGUGCAGAAGCGGACCUUCACCCGGUGGAUAAAUCUACACCUAGAAAAGUGCAACCCUCCGCUAGAAGUUAAUGAUUUAUUCGUUGAUAUACAAGAUGGCAAAAUCCUGAUGGCUCUGUUAGAAGUUCUGUCUGGGCACGAACUGCUGCAUGAAUACAAAUCCUCAUCCCAUCGUAUUUUUCGGUUGAACAACAUAGCGAAGGCCCUUAAGUUUUUGGAAGAUAGCAAUGUGAAGCUGGUGAGCAUCGAUGCAGCGGAAAUAGCAGACGGCAACCCCUCUUUGGUUCUUGGCCUGAUAUGGAACAUAAUCCUCUUCUUCCAGAUUAAGGAGCUCACGGGCAGCCUCAGCAGGAACUCUCCAUCUUCCAGCCUGUCCCCUGGCUCGGGGGGCACAGACUCGGACUCCUCAUUCCCACCCACGCCCACCACAGAGAGGAGCGAGGCGCUGACCCUCAAAGACCAGAGGAAGGCCAUCAAGACCCUGCUGGCAUGGGUACAGAGGAAGACGAGGAAGUAUGGUGUGGCAGUCCAGGACUUUGCCGGCAGCUGGAGGAGUGGGCUGGCUUUCCUGGCUGUGAUAAAAGCCGUUGACCCCAGCCUGGUGGACAUGAAGCAGGCGCUAGAAGAUUCUGCACGGGAGAAUCUGGAGAAGGCCUUCAGCGUUGCACACGAUGCCCUUCACAUACCCAGGCUCCUGGAGCCAGAAGACAUCAUGGUUGACGUGCCGGACGAGCAGUCCAUCGUGACCUACGUGGCGCAGUUUCUGGAACGUUUUCCGGAGUUGGAAGCUGAAGACUGGAUGGAUUCAGAUAAAGAGUUCCCCAUUGAAUCCACAUUCGUCCACAUCCGGGACACCCCCUCUGAACAGGAGAGCAAGAUCCUCCUCCUGGCUGAAAACGGGGAGCGUACCUACACGGUCAACCACGAGACCAGCCAGCCCCCUCCAGCCAAAGUCUUCGUGUGUGACAGUCCCGAGACUCUGAAGGAGUGCCUUCAGCCUCCCCGUCCGGGCAGCCUGCCCAGCUCCACGUCCCCAGAGCUGAUGCAUGAGAUCAUCGACCACGGCCUCCAGGGGGUCCCCAGCAAGGGCAGCGAGCCCUCCCCAGAGGUGUCCAUCCUGUCCUGUAGAAAGGAGAACCGCAGGGCCAACUCCCUGCCGAUCAAGAAGACCGUCCACUUCGAGGUUGAUUUUUUCAAAGAUGCUUCUUGCAGCAAAGACCCUUUCUACAGUCAGAGGCUUUCCUUAGACGGGAUCCCACAAGGGACAGAAGAGUCUGUGAAGCAGAAGAGAUGCUCCUCGGCUCUUGCGGUUAAUGAAGAAGAGAAAGCAAAGCAGGAAGUCUCAGAGCCCCCGGCAGCAGCCCCCGACGAGCCCCCUGUCGGCGUUCCUCUGGUCAGUGACUCGUCCUCCUCGAGUCUCCUCGCCUCCAAUGGGCCCCUGGAGACUCCAGUCCACCCCGUGGGGGAGUGUCCCUCCGACAACACCAUUAUGGCCAAUUCCUUUGAGGUCAAGGUGCCACUGCUGAGCGUAGACUUCGUCGAUAAGGAAGACUCUUUGGAAGCUAUCCCUUUGAAAGCCUCAAAGUUUAACAGCGACCUGGAGGAUUUCACAGAUUUUGCGUCCACCAGCCAAGCUUUCAGGGAGCCUCCCUCCAGUCACCAAGACAAGGUUGUGCAGCAGGACAGGGCCGAAGGACACGCGGAAGAACUGGGCAAAAGGAGCGCCAAGUCUGCCCACAAAAAGGACGACGCAGACAGGACCCCCAGGGACCCUGGAGAGGACGCGCAAGGCUCCUCGCUGACCCCCGAAGAGGUGCCCCUGAAACCGGAGGUGUACGAAAAGGCCAAGCAGAAGUCCGUGCGUCAGGACAGCAAUGACAGCCAGGGGGCGGAGGAGUUUGGGGAGGACGAUGAGGAGCUGCCCUCCAAUCCCCCAAGCAGCAGCGUCAGCCUGGAGACCCUCAGGAGCCACAGGAAGGAGGGCCUGAACUUCAGACCCUCCCCUCCCCUGUCCAAGGUCUCGGUCAUCCCCCACGACCUCUUCUACUAUCCGCACUACGAGGUGCCCCUGGCCGCUGUCCUGGAAGCCUACACCGAGGGUUCUGAGGACUUGAAGACGGAGGACCCCGACCUCGACGGGCCCAGCGGCUACCUGCAGGACCUGGACACCGGGGACGACCAGACCGAUGGCUCGCAGAGCAGCUGCAGUUUCUCGGUGACCGACAUGGACCUUCCUGGCACCAGUGACCGGAUGUCCUGUCCCGACAGCCAGGCUGUGGACGCCCAGCCAGGCCCAGAGCCUGCGCCCUCAGCUCUCCACGAGGACGACCAGCAAGGCGGGACCACAGAGGACAACCAGUCCCAGGGACCCCUACUCUCAGAGAAGUUAGAGAAACCUGUAGAAGAAAAGGUCGCCCCAGAAUCCACCAGCAGUAAAAAAAAGGAGAAGAAGAAGCACGUGGACCACGUGGAAAGUUCCGUAUUUAUAGUGCCCGGAACCGUCCGGUCCUCAGAUGACCUCGAGGACGACACUGCUGAUUUCAGAAUCCCCUCCAGGACUAGUCACAGCGACUCCAGCAUUUACAUCCGACGGCAUAGUAAUAGGUGUUUGGAAUCGGAUCAUUUUAGCUAUGUUCAGUUGAGGAAUGCAGCCGAUAUGGACGACAGGAGGAACCGAAUGUUAACAAGGUAUAAUACUCAGAAGCUCACUGAGCUGAUUUUACAGUUUUAUGGCAUCAGAGCAGACAUGAAGCGGGAGUGCAAGCGUAACAGGAUGACUAUGAAAGCCAACAACUCGGGCGAGGCCAGCGGACUGGGCAGCCAAAGCCUGCCGAACAACGACUCCCUGACCCAGCUGGUGCAGCAGCCAGACACCGUGUACUUCAUCCUCUUCCUCUGGCUCCUGGUGUACUGCCUGCUGCUCUUCCCCCAGCUGGACUUCAACAGGCUCUGA
Elephantulus edwardii (Cape elephant shrew) is the source of this 3144-nucleotide messenger RNA. RefSeq names its product calmin (calponin-like, transmembrane) (gene CLMN). The transcript is spliced from 15 exons. Gene Ontology annotation, biological process: negative regulation of cell population proliferation; nuclear migration. Gene Ontology annotation, cellular component: nuclear outer membrane; meiotic nuclear membrane microtubule tethering complex; cytoplasm. Gene Ontology annotation, molecular function: actin filament binding. Lineage: Eukaryota; Metazoa; Chordata; Mammalia; Macroscelidea; Macroscelididae. The record is from RefSeq and is a predicted model, not a curated record. Bases 1 to 3144 code for a protein of 1047 amino acids.